AUGACCCCUACAUCCUCCAGACUGAUACCUGCAGUUCCAGAGGGAUGUCUCCCUCCCCUCACACUGCACCUCAUUCAGCCAUAUGGGCCCAGUUCCAGGACCAAACCAAGCUGGUACGUGGGCACUGAGGCCCACUCCACACUGAAGCUGCCUGAACACCACCUGGGUUACACAGCUGCACGUCUGUUGAACGGCUGGGAGUCCUGUUCUGGUCGAGUGGAGCUCCAGUACCUCAUUUCCUCACAGGCCUUUCAUGAGGGCCGAGUGCGGGUGUCUGGAGGGAGUGAGUGUGAGGGGCAGAUGGAGGUUUAUUUCAGCCUGGGCUACAGGAGAGUUCUCCUAGACUCCCGAAGUGUACCUGAAGCCUCUGUGGUGUGCAGACAGCUGGGCUGUGGCUCUGUGCUGAACUUCUCUAGCUGCUCUCCAUCCAACCCUGAACAAUGCAGCCACAUGUAUGUGACGGGAAGGCUGGAGGUUUUCCUCAACGGCUCAUGGGGGAGAGUGUGUGAUGACUCAUGGGAUAUUGAGGAUGCCCAGGUGGUGUGCAGGCAACUGCAGUGUGGAGUGGCCCUUAGUGCUCAGUGGGACAUCAAGAAUGCUGAGGUGGUCUGCAGGCAGCUGGGCUGUGGGAAGGAACUGAGGGCUGAUGGGAGUGCUGCCUUUGGUCUUGGUGAAGGGCUGAACAGAGUGGAGUGUAGAGGGGAUGAGAUUCACCUGUGGGACUGCAGUUAUUCACUGAAGACCCACACUGACUGCUCUCACAAAGAAGAUGCUGGAGUCACCUGUGCAGAUGGUCAGUCAGAGAUGAUAACAACCAGUCAUCCACUACCUCCACCAGCAGCUGCUCUGUCCACCCCUCCAGUGGUCCUGCUGGUACUGGGAGUGGUGCUCUUCCUGGCCUUAGUGCUUCUUGCUGGGCUGCUUUACCAGAACAGAGUACUCAGGAGAGUGAUCUCUAAGAGGAGGCAUAAGACUCUGCUUGAAGUAAUCUAUGAGGAGAUUGACCACAGAGUCAUCACUAAAAGGACACCUAUCACAGUGCAAAAGGAUUUGAGCAGUAUCACAAUAGAUGUCGGCCUUAUGACUGUAAAGCAAGGCAAGUUUAUAUGUAUGGUACCUUUCAUGCAAAAUAGGAAUUCAAAGAGCUUUACAGAAAUCAAUGCAAAAUCCCAUGUCACCAAUGGAAAGGUCCUGACUAAUGGCCACAGUCUCCAUCACCUUGACAGCAAUCAUCACCAUGACAGCAGUCACCACCACAAUGGCUUCACUCCAGUAGAAUUUCCUGAGAAUACCGAGAAUGGGUAUUCCAGACACGUCCCCACUUCCACUCAUGCAUCUUUGCCAUCCAAAGAAAACAUGGUGGUCUUCUCCCUGGGCUUGCUGGCUUUGCCCUUCCUGCCUGCCACCAACAUGUUCUUCUACGUGGGCUUUGUGGUUGCUGAGAGGGUGCUCUACAUCCCCAGCAUGGGCUUCUGUCUGCUGGUGGUGCUGGGGCUGAGGACCCUGUGUGUACGAGCAAGGCAGAGAAGCUCCAGGACGCUAUUGCUGGGCUGUACUGCUGGGCUGCUCCUGCUCUAUAGCCUCAGAAUGGUGCACAGAAACCAAAACUGGCAGAAUGAGGACUCGCUCUACAGGUCUGGCAUCACUGUGAACCCCGCUAAAGCUUGGGGUAACCUUGGCAAUGUCUUGAAGAACCAAGGUAAGAUGCUAGAGGCAGAGGAAGCGUACAGAAAUGCCCUGUAUUACCGUGGCAACAUGGCUGACAUUCUUUACAACUUAGGUCUGCUGCUGCAGGAGAAUGAUCGCUUCUCUGAAGCUCUUCAUUAUUAUAAGCUGGCAGUCGGGAGCAGACCAACCCUGGCCUCUGCAUAUUUGAACACUGGUAUUAUUCUAGUGUCUCAAGGCAGCGUGGACGAGGCCAAGCACACAUUUCAGACCUGUGCAGACAUCCCGGAUGAGAAUCUGAAGGACCCCCAUGCUCACAAAAGCUCAGUCACUAGCUGCUUGUACAAUCUGGGCAAGCUGCUACAUGAACAGGGCCAGCAGGAGGAGGCCCUGUCCAUGUAUAAAGAAGCUGUGAAGAAGAUGCCUCACCAGUUUGCCCCUCAGAGCCUUUACAACAUGAUGGGUGAGGCUUAUAUGAGGCUGAACAAGAUUGAAGAGGCUGGGUAUUGGUACAGAGAGUCGCUUAAGGCCAAACCCGACCAUGUCCCAGCCCAUUUGACCUAUGGCAAGCUGCUGUCAAUCAUGGGCCAGACAGCAGACACAGAGCAGUAUUUCCUGAAGGCCAUAGACCUUGAGCCCACCAGGGGAAAUUGCUACAUGCACUAUGGCCAGUUUCUGCUGGAACAGUCUCGUUUAAGUGAAGCAGCAGAGAUGGCAGAGAAAGCAGCUGACCUGGACAGCUCCGAGUUCGAUGUUGUGUUCAGUGCAGCGCAUAUGCUCAGACAGGCCAGUCUGAACGAUGCAGCUGAAAAGUAUUACAGGAGGGCAGCAGACCUUAGACCGAAUUAUGCUGCUGCUCUCAUGAAUCUUGGAGCCAUCCUCCACCUCAACAGAAAGCUUCAGGAGGCUGAGGUCCACUACCUCCAUGCACUGCAGCUCAAACCAGACGACCUGAUCACACAGUCCAACCUGCACAAACUCUGGAACAUCAUGCACAAACAGGGCCUGAGGAGUACGGGGUCAUGACACAAGCCCCAUGGCUACACACAGUUAGUAGUGAGAGUUUGAGACUUGUGAGUCUCCGGUGCAGGUGAGG
This is a messenger RNA of Electrophorus electricus (electric eel), 2761 nucleotides long. The record is from RefSeq and is a predicted model, not a curated record. NCBI's taxonomy places the organism in Eukaryota, Metazoa, Chordata, Actinopteri, Gymnotiformes, Gymnotidae.